AUGGCUGUGAUGGAGCCAGCUCAGAUGCCGGUGACCUUCGAGGAGGUGGCCGUGUAUUUCACCCAGGGGCAGGGAGCUCUGCUGGACCCCAGUCAGAGAGCCCUCUACAGGGACAUCAUGCGGGAGAACUAUGAGACGGUGACCUCGCUGGGAUUCCCCCUUCCCAAACCUGACCUGAUCGCCCGGCUGGAACGAGGGGAAGCGCCGUGGGUCCCAGAUCUCCAGGCCUCAGAGGAAAAAGAGAUCCCAAGGGGCACUUGCACAGGUGAUGAGAGAGUGAGUGAGAACGAGGAGGGGAAUCAUCAUGAAGAAGUUUCUGGGGAAGUGGAACCACAAGGGCCCUUUGUGGGAAGAGCUGAAGGGAAUUUUUCCCAGUGCUGGGAAGAAGCCUGGGGAAAUUGGCACAGGUCAGAGAAGCUCCUGGGAAACCACCCAAGGAAGAAAGUAGACGAAUCUAUUAAAUGUGGGGGAGGAGACAAGGAUCCCACAGUCCAGCAGACAAAUCCCAAGGAAGAGAAACCCUACCACUGUCUCCAGUGUGGGAAAGGAUUCAUUCUGAGAUCACACCUUGUGAUACAUCAGAUAAUCCAUACUGGAGAGAAACCCCUUCAAUACUUGCACUGUAUGGAAAGCUUCAAUAACCACUCAGAUCUUAAUAACCAUGGGAGAAGCCACACGGGUGAGAAUCCCUAUCAAUGCCUCGAGUGCGGGAAAUGUUUCAGUGGGGAGUCAGCACUAAUUAUGCAUCAGAGAAUCCACACAGGAGGGAGACCCCAUAAGUGCUUGGACUGUGGGAAAGGUUUCACACGGCGAUCAGGCCUUGUUACACAUCAGGCAAUCCACACCGGAGAGAGACCCCAUAAGUGCUUGGACUGUGGGAAAAGUUUCACAUGGAGAUCAGGCCUUGUUACACAUCAGGCAAUCCACACAGGAGAGAGACCCCAUAAGUGCUCAGACUGUGGGAAAAGUUUCAUGCAGAGAUCACACCUUAUUAGACAUCAGACAGUCCACACAGGAGAGAGAGCUUAUAAAUGCUUGGUGUGUGGGAAAAGCUUCAGUAACAGCACAAACCUUACUAACCAUCGGAGAAUCCACAGAGGAGAGAGACCCCAUAAAUGCCUCUACUGUGGGAAUGGUUUCCGUUGGAAGUCAGCCCUCAUAAUACAUCAGAGAAUCCACACAGGGGAGAGACCCCAUAAAUGCUUGGAGUGUGGGAAAAGUUUCACACAGAGAUCAGCACUUGUUACACAUCAGACAGUCCACACAGGAGAGGGACGCUAUAAAUGCUUGGAGUGUGGGAAAAGUUUCAGUUGGAAGUCAGACCUUAUAACACAUCAGAGAAUCCACACAGGGGAGAGACCCCAUAAGUGCUUGGACUGUGGGAAAAAUUUCAUACAGAGAUCAACCCUUACAAGGCAUCAGAGAAUACACACAGGAGAGAGACCCUAUAAAUGCCUCGAGUGUGGGAACUCCUUCAGUUGGAAGUCCGAUCUUAUCACACAUCAGCGAAUCCACACAGGAGAGAGACCUCAUAAGUGCUUGGACUGUGGGAAAAGCUUUAGAUGCAGCUCACAACUCACUCAGCAUCAGAGAACCCACACGGGAGAAAGACCCUAUAAAUGCCUCGAGUGUGGGAAAAGUUUCAUUGGGAGUUCUCAUCUUGUUGCACAUCACAGGAUUCACACUGGAGACAAACCUCAGAAAUGCCUCAACUGUGGGAAAUGUUUCAGGUGGAAGUCUGCCCUUAUAACACAUCAGAGGAUCCACACAGGAGAAAGACCCCAUAAGCCCCAUAAGUGCUUGGAGUGUGAGAAAACCGGGAUCCCCCUGCCAUAG
Emys orbicularis (European pond turtle) is the source of this 1836-nucleotide messenger RNA. Its product is annotated as zinc finger protein 436-like. The transcript is spliced from 6 exons. The record is from RefSeq and is a predicted model, not a curated record. Gene Ontology annotation, biological process: regulation of DNA-templated transcription. The coding region runs from base 1 to 1836 and encodes 611 amino acids. NCBI's taxonomy places the organism in Eukaryota, Metazoa, Chordata, Testudines, Emydidae.